Messenger RNA from Tarenaya hassleriana, 2304 nucleotides. Its product is annotated as ankyrin repeat-containing protein At5g02620. Gene Ontology annotation, molecular function: protein phosphatase regulator activity; protein phosphatase 1 binding. NCBI's taxonomy places the organism in Eukaryota, Viridiplantae, Streptophyta, Magnoliopsida, Brassicales, Cleomaceae. Bases 624 to 2258 code for a protein of 544 amino acids. Gene Ontology annotation, cellular component: plasma membrane. The transcript has 4 exons. The record is from RefSeq and is a predicted model, not a curated record.
UAAUAAAUGUACGUACGCCCUUAUACAAUAGAAAAGAAACAGGGAAUGAUGGCCGUUGCUUUGCACAUGUGCCUUUCAUACCGAAGAGAUGCCAUAUUUAAAACCUGCAAUGAUAAUAUUUCUUCAAGUUCUUGUCCUUUAUAUUCUUUUUUUCUCUUGAUGAUUCCUAAAACAAGAAUCUUAUUUUGCUUUCCGAUUCCCGUUCUCUUUUUCUGUUGUUUUGUUCAAAGUCUUUUCCAAGGUGGUUUCCUUCAUAUAGAGAUUAGGAGUUUAUUUUGGUUUUAAUAUCUCCAUUAUAUAAGGGAGCCUUUUGUUUUCAUUGAUGGAAGAGAUGGGGCAAGGCUCCUUACUUCAAACCAUGGGCUGUAACCUAGGAAGCGUUCGGGUCGCAGAAAGGACAUGGGAGGUGGGAAAUCAAGUUCACAACUUUUCUGCAUAACCCAAACUUGAAAUCGCCAUUUUUUACGAGCCUCAAUAGAAAAAGUUGUGAUCUUUGAAUCGAAAUGUGCGAUUUAUGAUCUGGGUUUUAGCUGGAAAGAGGAUCAAAGACCUGGGUCGAUCGUCUCCAUCGAUCUGAAGUCAGCCCUCAUAGAGAGGGUUUAGCCUUUGGUGAUUUAAUCAGAAUGGCAGAAAACCAAGAAAUAGCGGCUACUCCUCCUCCACCUCCUCCUCCUCGGAUGAUGAAGAAAAUGGCCAAGCAAUUGACCGGAAAACGGGAAGACACGCCGUUGCAUUCGGCGGUGAGAAGGGGGAGUCUCGAAGGUGUCGUCGAGAUUCUCACGAAGACAGGAGAGAUUGAGUUGAGGGAUUUGUUGGGGAAACAGAAUCAACCCGGAGAAACCGCCCUUUACGUCGCAGCAGAGUAUGGCGAUGUAGAGAUUGUGAAGGAGAUGAUAAAGUACUACGAUCUUCCUUUAGCUGAGAUCAAAGCAAGGAACGGCUUUGACGCUUUCCACCUUGCUUCCAAACAAGGAGAUCUUGAUGUGUUGAAGGUAUUGGCAGAGGCUCACCCAGAGCUAGCCAUGACAGUGGAUCUAUCGAACACGACGGCUCUGCACACGGCAGCAACGCAAGGCCACUCGGAAGUUGUGGACUUUCUGCUGGAACUCGGAAGCGGUCUGGUGAGUAUAGCCAAGAGCAAUGGGAAAACGGCGUUGCACUCUGCGGCCAGAAACGGGCAUGUGGAAGUGGUGAAAGUCCUUUUGGAAACAGAACCAGCCAUUGCUGUCAGGACAGACAAGAAGGGUCAGACUGCACUUCACAUGGCGGCUAAGGGAACAAACGUUACGGUCGUGGAGGAGCUCAUCAAGGCGGAUAGGUCAUCGUCGUCAUCUUCCAUCAAUAUGGUCGACACUAAGGGUAACACGGCUUUGCACAUCGCCGCCAGAAAGGGCAGAACUGAGAUCGUUAGGUUGCUACUUGCCAACGACGUGACUGACACGAAAGUGGUUAACCGAUCAGGAGAAACAGCUCUGGACACGGCGGAGAAGAUCGGGAACCCCGAAGUGGCGGAGAUAUUGCAGACACACGGUGUUCAAAGCGCCAAGACCAUCAAACCGCAGUCUCAUAACAAUCCAGCUCGCGAGCUGAAGCAAACAGUGAGCGACAUCAAGCACGAGGUGCAUAACCAGCUCGAGCACACCCGAAAAACGAGGAGACACGUUCAAGGAAUAGCCAAACAGCUCAACAAAAUGCACACAGAGGGUCUGAACAACGCGAUAAACUCGACGACAGUAGUGGCCGUCCUGAUAGCGACGGUGGCAUUCGCGGCAAUAUUCACCGUCCCGGGCCAAUACGUGGAUGACCCGAGAGAGGGAGAGUCGCUUGGGGAAGCGAACAUAGCGAAGAGAACGCCCUUCAUAAUAUUCUACGUGUUCGAUUCGAUAGCGCUGUUCAUAUCGCUGGCGGUAGUGGUGGUCCAGACAUCAGUGGUGGUGAUAGAGAGCAAGGCGAAGAAACAGAUGAUGGCUGUAAUAAACAAGCUCAUGUGGAUGGCGUGCGUUCUUGUCUCGGUUGCGUUCUUGGCUCUGUCGUUCGUGGUGGUGGGGGAGGAGGAGAGAUGGUUAGCCAUUGGAGUGACCGGAAUCGGUGCGAGUAUAAUGGUUACGACAUUGGGGACGAUGUGUUACUGGGUGAUCCAGCAUCGGAUCGAAGCCAGGAGUUUAAGGAGAUGUUCUAUGAACAGCAAGUCUGGAUCUUGGGCCAUCUCCUCUUAUGUAUCUGAUUCUGAUGUUCUUAACAAAAUGUACGCAAUCUGAUAUGUAAUAAAAUGUGCCAAUUGCAUUAAAUUUGUUUUUUUGGUUA